UAACUUGUUUGUGGCUUGGAGUCUUCUGUAAACACGUGUUGAAGUCACAUGACAGCUGCUUUGAUCAUGUGACCAUUUGUUGUGGAGUUCACUCAUGACUCGUGUGAGAUCUUAUGAAUCAUUGAUUCAUGAGUCUGUGAUCAUGUGAAUCAUUUGUGUUCAGUGGUGUCAGGAGUCGACUCAUGUGAAUCAUUUGUGUUCAGUCUGUAAUCAGUUAUGCCUCUGUGAUCAGAGUCGUUUGUGCUCGGUUGUUUACGGUGAUCGGUGGCUGGUUGGGUUCAGUGAUGAUGAUGAUGAUGAUGAUGAUGAUGCUGAUGCUCGUCGCCGCUCUCGGUGGCUCUCUGUCGGUUCCGCCGCAUGAGCAGGUGGCUCGGAUGGCCCGGUUCGUGGUCAAUAAGUGCGAAUGGGCUUCGAUGGCCACGAUCUCCACUCACGAUCCGGUCCGAGGACAGCCGUUCUCCAACGCCUUCUCCAUCAGCGACGGGCCCGCGGGCAACGGAACCGGAACCCCGUACCUGUUCCUCACACACCUGGAGAUCUCGGUGCAGGACCUGCAGGUGAAUCCCCAGUCGUCUCUGUCCGUGUCUCUGGCUCAGACCAGCUACUGUAAGAAUCACGGAUUCGAUCCUCAGAGUCCACUGUGCGCCCACAUCAUCCUGUCGGGCUCCGUGGUGGAGGUGAACGGCAGCGAGGCAUCGGUGGCUAAAGCCGCUCUGUUCAGUAGACACCCAGAGAUGAUCGACUGGCCCACCGACCACAACUGGUUCUUCGCCAAGAUGAACAUCACACAGGUCUGGGUGCUCGAUUACUUCGGCGGAGUGAAAACCGUCACGCCAGAGGAGUAUUACCGAGCCACUCCGUACCGGAAACACAGCGGAAGUGACACGCUGUAAUCCUGGUGAACCGAAUCAGAAUCACUGAUGGAGUGUUUCAGAAGAGACUCGGAUUUAUGAAUGUUUCUCAGGUUGAUUGUGUGUGUGUGUGUGUGUUAAUCACAUGUUGUUAAUUUCUCCAGAACAUUAAUGCAGCAUGAUGUGUCAAUUCCGAAUGAUUUUUGCAGUUUGCACAAGCGCUUUCAUUCGACCCUUCACAGAUUCACACCAAAUGCAGAUUGAAAUCUUAAGAGAGCCUCGUGAGAUUCACGCGUGUCACUCAUAGAUGUUCAAUUUGGCGUCCUUGCCCCUAACCUUUGACCUCUGACCCCUGUAGCAGGAAAUGUGAAUGUGAAGUUUUUGGGUUGUGGCUAGAAGGGAUACAGCUCCGACCGGAAACGAUCAAUGAAAUUUCAUUUUCUACAUAUUAGAUUGUGUUUUAUUAAUGUCUACACCUCCCCCAACCCUAAACCUACCCCUUACAAUAAUGAAAAUAUUGUGUGGCAGAAAUGACGCUGGUUUGAUGUGAAGUUUUUGCUCAUUUUGCUUGUAUUUUACAGUUGAUCUGUAAUUUUACGCUCAUCUGACGUCUUCCAGGCCUAUAAAAUCACACAGACGCCAGUCAAAGGAUAUUUACUCAGAGUGAUUGUUUUUCUAACGCUCGUGUGUAUUUUUAAUAAGGAUUUUUUUUGUCAUGAUGCAGUGAAAUAAAGAGCUGAUCUUUGA
This is a messenger RNA of Sinocyclocheilus grahami, 1598 nucleotides long. It is a transcript of the gene creg1, whose product is annotated as cellular repressor of E1A-stimulated genes 1. The transcript is spliced from 4 exons. The coding region runs from base 285 to 893 and encodes 202 amino acids. Lineage: Eukaryota; Metazoa; Chordata; Actinopteri; Cypriniformes; Cyprinidae. The record is from RefSeq and is a predicted model, not a curated record.